Lecanosticta acicola is the source of this 1699-nucleotide messenger RNA. NCBI's taxonomy places the organism in Eukaryota, Fungi, Ascomycota, Dothideomycetes, Mycosphaerellales, Mycosphaerellaceae. The record is from the annotation of a GenBank genome assembly.
AUGAAUCAAUAUCAACCGACCAACUAUGCUAGCUUUGCAAUCCCAGUAUGUCAUCGCAGCGUUGGACUGUAGUCCCAAUUCCGAGGUGCAAGUUGUUGACAUCUUUCAUAGGGCUUUCCAAGCUUCGCUAGCGGUCCAGAUGCUGAGUUUCGUGUACCAGAGCAGCCAUACAAUGCCUCCCACCGGGCUUCCUGUCCAACGGCUCUGAACGCCUCACGCUCGGCGCAGGAUGAAGCGUUCGAUUUGUCUCAAGUGGACGCCGUGGCACGAAGAUCGGCCAACAAUGUCUCGAUGCAAGAUAUGAUAAAGCCUGAGGAGAGUGGACCGUGGGACCACACGCAUCCGGGCAAUGGUUUCUUCCAAUCACGCAUACCAUCUCAGCUCUCCUCAUGGCAGAUCCACAACCCCUAUGCUACCUCAGAGCCAGCCCGCAAGCAUGAUGGCAUCUCGGACGCAGCAGAUUCUGGCUACUAUUCCCUGCCCACAGCUACGCCGACACAGCAGAACUUCACGUGGAACAAGGAAGAGCUCGAACAGAGUUUUCUCUCUCCAAUAAUCCCCCAAGAUGACACUGAUGCGAGGAGCACACUCUCCGACGCCCGCAUGAUAUCCCGCAGUAGGGAUGGACGGAGGAAGCAAUUGAUAGGCCCCUGUCCAGUUCAGGGAUGCAAAAAGCAGCCAAAAAACUUGUCAGAUGCUAAGUAUGAGGAUUUAUGAAUCUUCCGUCUCGCAGAGGUAUGCUGACGGUUGCGUAGAAAGCAUGAACUGACGCAUACUCGUCCACACCGGUGUGAUCAGCAAGGCUGUAGCCGCAAGGAUGGGUUCGCGACCGACAACGAUCUUCAGAGACACCGCAAAAGUGUCCACAAUCUGCAGCCUACCGUCGGCUCCACGGUAGGCUACACUUGCGUGGCCUGCAAUGUGCCCGAUGGCCAACGGCCCAAGUUCUGGCCUCGAAGGGAUAAUUUCAAAGCACAUAUCAAGCGAAAGCAUCUCAACUGGAAUGAGGAACUUCUGAUCGAGAAGUAGGACACGUGCUUUUUGGGCUAGAAUUCAUUGAUACUGACAGGUAGGCAGAUCGAAACAAGCUAUGCGGCCUGGCGACGCAUGUACUGCCGAUGAUGAUGCUCAAGGUGUCAGGACCGCGAUGCGUUCGGCCGCACACUUCUCGCAAGUGGAUCCAGAGGAAAGCCGUGGCUGUCAACAACUGAGCGCUAGUCCAAGUAUGCUCGAGCGCCAUGUUUCAGAGCCAGGUCUUUACACCAGCAACAAUCUUUGGUCAACCAUGACCGAUCCAGAGGACGCUCUGGCGGGCAUGCAAGGCCAUACUGCAGACCUUGAAUACUACACCUCACCUGCAGAGUUCCACGGAAACGGUAGCUUGUCCAUGAUUCCGGACGAUAUGGGGAACACCCAUUUUGCUACGUUUCCACCGCCGCCCAAACGACUCAGGACUGAUCGGCUACACUGGAGUUACUCAAAUGAUCAAGAGCAACAGCAGCAGGUGCCUCUGUCCCAAUUCCAAGUUUCAGAGCACAGUGCAACAACCACCUCCACCUCAUCAUCGCAGUCCGGCAACACAAUGAUGACUCCCACGUUAUCACAAACAGGAACAGGAACAGGGGCAGGAACAGCAGGAGGAAUCUUCCAAUGCAGAUACUGCGAGAAAGUUAAGAAACGCGACUGUGAUCUCAAGUAA